Messenger RNA from Solenopsis invicta (red fire ant), 1308 nucleotides. RefSeq lists its product as uncharacterized. The transcript is spliced from 3 exons. The record is from RefSeq and is a predicted model, not a curated record. Lineage: Eukaryota; Metazoa; Arthropoda; Insecta; Hymenoptera; Formicidae. Bases 48 to 608 code for a protein of 186 amino acids. Gene Ontology annotation, cellular component: extracellular matrix.
AUACGCUGGUAAGUUGCAGUUCUCACCUGGCCGCCUGAAAUAUCGUAAUGGUGAAGAUGACUUUCAAGGUCACCGUCGCACUAACCAUCGGCCUCGCCCUGGUCGAUCGAUCAAUCGCCGGCCUGAUACCGCUGGACAGCCAUGAUCAUCAUCAUGUCUCGUUGGCCAGCUCGUACAUGCAUUUCCAAGGGCCGGUGACAGGACCCGAAUACGAAGUGAAAGUGCCGCACGUACCUGUGGACCAUCACGGUGAGCACAACUAUCUCACUCACCACGAGCAUCGCCCUCACGAUGGCUACACGGUCGACUACGUGGGGAAGCCGAAGUACGAGUUCUCGUACGGCGUCGAGGAUCAUCAUACCGGAGACUUUCACGGCCAGAAGGAGUCCAGCGAUGGACACAGCGUGUCCGGGGAGUAUACCGUAAAGGAUCCAGGUGGCAGCGUUCGGGUCGUCAGUUACCACGCGGACAAGGAAGGAUUUCACGCAAUGGUACACACCACCGGGAAGAAUGAUCAUUCGGGCGGGGUGUACGGCGGUCAAGGACACGACGCGGAGAGCCAUCUUCACGAGUACGCCGCGUUAUCCGCGCACGCGGCAGCGUACUGAACGAAAACUUGGCGACCGCCAUGACAACCGGUGACUGAUCGCUUUUGUACCUGGCACAAUUAGACUUUUCCUCGUCCCGAAUCGUCAACGUUGAUGUUUUCGUUUUGUAUACCAAAGGCAACAACGGCCCGCUGUCCGUACGACAUUACACGCAGGGAUAACGUAUGAUAUACAUAUAUUGUAAAUAUAGUUCAGCCCAUUUAUACAUGACAUAAACAUGACGGAAGAAUGCAUGUUUAUUCCUUUUGUGUUGCAUAUGGGCAGCAGUAUUGCCCUGCUUUUUCCGAUACAAAAUAUGAAAUUAUUGACAAAACAUGAUAGACACAUAAACUAUUAUAUAUGAAUAAGAAUCUACAAAAUUAAUAAAGGUUUCCGAUAAAUAAAUUUUACGUUAAUAGAAGUAACCCGACCGAAAAUAUUUUUUAUGUAUUUCAAUUCUUUUAUGCAUACAACUCUUUCUACGUUUAUCGAAAACCUUUUAAUUGAUUAACAUUUUAAUCGAGCGUCCGCGUUUAUUUGAAAACUCCCGUCCAAAUGGAUGAAAAGUUAAAUAUACAAUAUAAGCCACCCACAAGUUAUAAUUACUCAAUUUGCGAGAAUUUCUGCGUUUUGCUAAAAUUCCGAUGGCCCGGAUUUCACUCAUCAGAUUCAUUAAAAAAAAGCUGUAUAAAAUAUAUGAGAAAUACAAUAUUUCUGAAAA